GCCGGCAGACAUCGGUUGUCAUGGCAACGGGUUACGAUUACGCUAAUCAAUGCAUGGUGACUGAGGUAACCCGGGGUAAAGGUCGGUGCGAUGCUCUGGCUGCAGCUCCCGCUCCGGCCGGUAGGUGGCGCUGUCUGGCCCCUCCCGGCUUCCGUAGUAGGCAGGUGGCUGCUGUCUCUUCCUGCUACACUACAAGUCCCAGGCUCCCUGGGCAGGGUAUAGGGAAAACAUGGGGAUGAUGGUGAGAGGGCUGUGGCUGGCCCCUGCAUGGAGAACCCUGAGGACUGCUGCUCUCCCCAUACACACAGGUAUCUGGCAACACUAUAACCGGGAGUAUACCACAGUGGCAGAGGAGCAGGAAGGAGAUGGUCAUUUCAGUGCUGGGAGUCAUGAAACUGGUACAUUGUAUCCGAACCACAUUCCCACUAAUGCACUGCAGAAGUUGCUGCUGUCUGCCGGUUCAGCCGUCGUGUCCCUAUACGAUCCGUACAGACACGAUAUGGUCGCUGUCCUAGGGGAAACCACGGGCGUUCAGGCCUUGCAAAAUCUGCGUGAAAAAAUGAGAAAUGACCCAGAGGGGCUGCAGAUUCUACAAGAGCGGCCCCGUAUUGUGAUGUCUAAUCUGGAUAUUGAGAGGCUCCGAGAGUUACCGGAUGGGACAUUUGGCAGAGAGUAUGUCCGAUUCUUAGAUGACAACCAUGUCACCCCGGACACCCGCAUGCCUGUAAAGUUUGUAGAUGACGAGGAGCUGGCGUAUGUAGCCCAGCGUUACCGAGAAGUCCACGACCUUAUGCACACGUUACUGGGGAUGCCAACCAACAUGCUAGCAGGGGAGGUGGUGGUGAAGUGGUUUGAAGCCGUUCAGACGGGACUGCCUAUGUGCAUCCUGGGAGCCGUGUUUGGACCUCUCCGCCUCAGCGCCAAGAGGAAGAAGAAGCUGAUAGAGCUGGUACCCUGGGCAGUGCAAAAUGGACGCAGCGCCCGAUGCGUCCUCAAUUUUUACUAUGAGAGACGCUGGGAGCAGACGGUGGAGGCGCUUAGGGAGGAGAUUGGGAUCCUGCCUUCGCCGCAGAUCAAAGUCUGAUUAUUUUGUGUCUGUGAUUGGUACAUCAAGAUACAGACCAACCUCUGGUGAUUGAGGUACCGUGUCCGAUUGAAUAUAAGAUAUCGCCCAAUGGAGGACGGAGCUGCUGCCUGCACACGUAUGAACAAUUACAGCACCUGCAAACUGUAGUGGCAGCCAUCAAGUUAUUCAUUAGAUUUCUGCCUGGAGUUCACUAGUGUCUUGCCUGAGGCAUGAGGCACAUUGUACCUCAGUCGUUUCACCAGUUCCAAAGGCAUUGAUGGGCUGACUAUUGGCCGUUCUGCAUCCACGUAGUUGAUUUGCUGAGAGGAAAGUGCCGCAUGUCCUACCGCUGCUAUCUGUGAGUUGUAUUCGCCUGGAGUUAACGUAACCACCUGUUUUCAGAGACUUCAUGCACUGAUAAAUCAUUUUACAUACUGUGUUGAGUGAAAUAAAUAUUUUUUCUAUUAAAGAAAA
Pseudophryne corroboree (corroboree frog) is the source of this 1540-nucleotide messenger RNA. RefSeq names its product coenzyme Q4 (gene COQ4). Gene Ontology annotation, cellular component: mitochondrion; mitochondrial inner membrane. The transcript is spliced from 7 exons. Gene Ontology annotation, biological process: ubiquinone biosynthetic process. The record is from RefSeq and is a predicted model, not a curated record. Lineage: Eukaryota; Metazoa; Chordata; Amphibia; Anura; Myobatrachidae. Bases 230 to 1084 code for a protein of 284 amino acids.